Molecule: messenger RNA, 1560 nt
Organism: Chelmon rostratus (copperband butterflyfish)
Lineage: Eukaryota; Metazoa; Chordata; Actinopteri; Chaetodontiformes; Chaetodontidae
Product: phospholipase B-like 1
Exons: 10
Coding region: 1-1560 (519 amino acids)
Biological process (GO): phospholipid catabolic process
Cellular component (GO): extracellular region
Molecular function (GO): glycerophospholipase activity
Source: RefSeq, a predicted model, not a curated record
AUGGUAGAGCUCCAAGAGGCCACUGUGAACUGGGAUGCUGCCCAGAAAAGUGUGGUCCUGAAGCGAGGGGUGAUGGAGACAGAGGGGGGAGCCUACGGUUACUUCAAUGACACUCUGCUCAUGUCUGGAUGGGGCGUUUUGGAGAUCUGCGCAGGACAUGGAGGAGUCACACAGGAGGAUGAGACCACCUUCUUCCUGGCCGGGUAUCUGGAGGGCUAUCUCACAGCUGGACAGAUGUUCUAUCAUUACUCCAACAUGUAUCCUCAACUCAUAAAGGAUGAGAAGGCUUUGAAUCCCCUGAAAACGUUUUUAAGCAAACAGGACCAGUGGGCCAGAGAGCAGGUGAAACUAAGGAGACACAGCGACCCCUUGUGGAAGCAUCUGGGGCUGAUCCUGGCCCAGCUGGAUGGACUUCAUGCUGGGGCCGCACAGUGGGCCAAAAGCGAACACAGAGAGCCUCUGUCAGCGUUCGCCCUCCAGUUUCUGAACGGUGUUGGCGACCUCCUGGACCUCGUCCCAGCUCUGACGCCUCGCUCCAACUCCUCCACAGGGACCGGCACUCUCAGGAUGCCAGGAAUGGGCCACUGCACCGCUCUCAUCAAGGUGCUGCCAGGCUUUGAGAACCUGCUGUUUGGCCACUCGAGCUGGUAUACGUAUGCAGCCACCAUGAGGAUCUAUAAACACUGGGACUUCAGGCUGUCUGACACACACGCUGCCACUGGAAGGAUGUCGUUCAGCAGCUACCCUGGCUUCCUGAUGUCUCUGGAUGACUUCUACCUUCUCGGGAGCGGCCUGCUGAUGACGCAGACCUCCAUCGGUGUCUUCAACGUCUCUCUGUUCUCCCAGCUGAGUCCUCACAGCCUGCUGGCCUGGCAGAGAGUCCGCCUGGCCAACAGCCUGGCGCACAGCGGAGAGGAGUGGGCACACAUCUUCUCCAAAUACAACUCAGGUACAUAUAACAGCCAGUACAUGGUGGUGGACCUGAGCAGGGUUUCUCUGGGUCACAGUAUCAGGAAUGGAGCUCUGACUGUGGUGGAGCAGAUUCCUGGGAAGGUAUUGCACUCUGAUCAGACUCAAGCUUUACGCAGAGGCUAUUGGCCAUCUUACAACAUACCAUUUCAUGCUGAAAUCUACAACCUGAGCGGGUACGGUGUGAUGUGGAAGAGAUACGGUGAGGACUUCUCUUACGACCUCUGUCCCCGAGCCAAAAUCCUCCGCAGGGACCAUGCCAAGGUGUCUGACCUCAGCUCCCUCAAACGCAUCAUGAGAUACAACAACUACAAGAGAGAGCCCUACUCCAAAGGCCAUCCAUGUAAAACCAUCUGUUGCCGUAACGACCUGAGACUGAGGAGGCCGCGUCCAGGAGGUUGCUAUGACUCUAAGGUGACGGACUACCAGAUGGCUGUGCAGCUGGUUGCAGAGGCAAUAAACGGCCCCACGACACAGGGGGGCCUCCGUCCAUUCUCAUGGCAAUCCUUCAACCUCUCGACUCAUAGAGGUCUCCCACACACCUACAACUUUCCCUUCAUCCCCAUGAAGCCCACACUGCACCGACCGUGA